This is a messenger RNA of Megalopta genalis, 588 nucleotides long. Lineage: Eukaryota; Metazoa; Arthropoda; Insecta; Hymenoptera; Halictidae. The record is from RefSeq and is a predicted model, not a curated record.
AUGAGCUUCGUGGCUUCACGUGCUGUAAUGUUGGCCAAAUUCGUGGCCAAGCAAAUGUCGGGACCUGAUCAAUUUAUCGACUGUAUCGAUCAUCAGCUGGAAAUCCAUUUGAAGGAGAUCAAAGUCGCCAUAGAGACUAGUGUGAUACCGUUAGGCUCUUUGCGCAUCGGUUCGUACCUCGAGAGGGCCUUGCUGUUUAAAGUUAUCGCGGAUAGGGUGCAUCUACCCGCUGCUUUGGUACGGGGAGAGUACGGGAAGGCUUGGAUCGAAAUAGCUGUGCCCGAAACAAAGGACCCAGCCGAGGAGACGUCGUUCCAGCCCUACAUAGCGGGAAACCCGUCGAGUCCGGAAUUUCUAAAGUUGCAAGUACAGAAGUCGGCGUACAAACAUAGCCCGGUGCCCGUGGAUCAUCGUCAAACGGCGUUCCCGUCGAAGCUGCUCAAGCCGAACUUCAUCGUCGACCUGAUGCACUCGCCCGGCGAUCUCAUCCCGAUAAACAGUCGUCGGGCGAGGUUGUACCGUGAGAAGGCAUCGAUUUGCCGGCGGGUUUGCCGUGACACACCGAAUCCCGUUUCUGCAACGCGAUAG